AUGUCUGAACCAUCUCAAGCCUCUGAUCGUUACACCACACCUGAACCCUCCCCGCAAAUCCCCGUCGUAUCCAAAGACAUUACCGUUAACCUCUCAAAGUCAAAAAUGAUGCGUCUCUAUGUACCCACAGCCGCACCAAACGGCGGCGUUUCUCCUAAAAAACUCCCUCUCGUUGUCUAUUACCACUGCGGAGGAUUCACCGCCGGCAGCAUCAAACUCGACCUCGACCACAACUUGUGCAACAUUAUGGCGUGGAAGCUCAAAGCCAUGGUCGCGUCAGCUUCGUACCGGCUAGCUCCCGAGCACAGACUUCCGGCGGCGUACCUCGACGGAGUGGAUGCUGUGGAGUGGAUUAAAUACUCGGACGACGAGUGGAUCAAAUCUUACGCUGAUCUCUCUAACGUGUACCUCAUGGGGACAGGCUCCGGUGGUAACUUGGCUUACAACGCUGGAAUCAGAGCCGCCAAUCUAGCUCCCUUACGUAUCCGUGGACUGUUCUUAAACCAGCCCUUAUUCGGAAGCGAAGAGCGUUGCGAGUCUGAAGUCAAUGCGGAUCCUCCAAGUAUACUCAACAGCGUAGACGCCCACUGGAAGCUUUGUCUUCCUGUCGGAGCUAACCGGGAUCACGAGUACUCGAAUCCGACGGUGGGAGAUGGACCGGACAUAAUGGAGGUGAUGGGACAGAGGGGAUGGAAGGUGGUGGUGAGUGGAGUAGAAGGAGAUCCGUUGGUAGAUAGGCACAGAAAUGUGGCGAAGUUGAUGAAGGAGAAGGGAGUUGAUGUGGUGGAGCAUUUUACUGACGGCGAUGUUCCUAACCUCAUUGAUCUGUUUGCUUCCAUCCGCAAUGUCAUUCACUCUUCUGCACCGUAA
This is a messenger RNA of Raphanus sativus (radish), 870 nucleotides long. RefSeq names its product probable carboxylesterase 120. Lineage: Eukaryota; Viridiplantae; Streptophyta; Magnoliopsida; Brassicales; Brassicaceae. The transcript has a single exon. Bases 1 to 870 code for a protein of 289 amino acids. The record is from RefSeq and is a predicted model, not a curated record. Gene Ontology annotation, molecular function: hydrolase activity.